Nothobranchius furzeri (turquoise killifish) is the source of this 2057-nucleotide messenger RNA. The record is from RefSeq and is a predicted model, not a curated record. NCBI's taxonomy places the organism in Eukaryota, Metazoa, Chordata, Actinopteri, Cyprinodontiformes, Nothobranchiidae.
AUGGCGAGGCACUUGAAAGACUUGACUUCUGUUUUUGCGCGCUGGUCUUCUCGCGUGUUCUCCGUGGAGUUGGACGGCGCGCCUCUGUAUUUUGGACUCCAAGAAAUAAAGCGCAAAGGAAAAGCGCCGCAAGUUUUCUCUAAACUCCAGAAUGAAGAAGAAAAGUGCUACUCCCUUCUUGUGUGCAGCAGCGACAGGAUCAAAAGAGAGAAGUUCUACUGGGAACUGAAGGACAAACUCCUGAGGAACUUGCCUCCUGGCUCAGCAACACAUGUGACCAACAUGUCCUCCUUCCUUCCAGAUGUUAAAAAUUCCCUCAUUAAGGGCUAUUUCUUAAAAGGGAAACCCGAGAAUUCCUCUCAUAUAGAGCGAUUUUUAGUUGAUUUAGAGCAGCAAGACCAGGUGUUGGUGUGUUCGUACUCUGGGGAUGAAGAAAAGCAGCAUUGGACUCAGCAUGUGUGGUCAAAUAAAGAAGUAACCCUCAAGUAUCACGUGGUUUCUGCAGAAACACCCACAUGUCAUCCAUCUACUCUCAACAUGAUCAACUCUGAUGUUUUCUACUGCCUCGAUGAAGUCUGCAAAGUUCUGAUAAAGUGUGGUGACAUCAUCCCCGAGGCCUCUUCUGUGCUGAGGAUGCUUCCCAGCAGAGUGAAUGCCAGAGGAAAACCAGACUUCCCUGUUGUUGUCAUAGAGGGUCUGGAUGCUACAGGUAAGACUACUCUUACAGAGUCUCUGAGGGACACUCUUGGAGCCACCCUACUGAGGUCCCCUCCCCAGUGCCUGUCCCCCUGGAGAGCCCGCUUCGAUCAAGAGCCGCCCCUUAUCCGCAGAGCCUUCUAUGCUUUGGGGAAUUACAUCACCGCAGAGCAAAUAUACCAAGAGGGCAUGAAGGCGCCCGUUAUUGUUGACAGAUUUUGGCACAGCACAGCAGCGUAUGCCAUCGCCACUGCAGUGAGCGGUCCGGUCGCUAACCUGCCACAGGAAGGCUCUGAGCUGUAUCUGUGGCCCAGUGACCUGCUGCAGCCUAGCCUGGUGGUCGUCCUCACUCUGGACCCUGAGGAGAGGAAGAGGAGGCUGAGGGACAGGGGGCAAUUAAAGACUGAUGAGGAGGAAGAGUUGGAUCACAACCAUCUUUUCCGACGCAGAGUGGAGGAAGCUUAUCGGAGGAUCAGUGGCCCUGACUGCGUCACCGUGGAUGCGAGUCCCUCUGCAGACCUAGUGCUCCAACAAGUGCUGCUUUUAAUUAGGGGUAAAUGCCACUUGUAAACAGUUCUCCCUCUCUGCCGCUGGCAGCCAAAUAUCAAGUGGGAGCAGUACCUCUUAUCGCCACUAGGAGCCAGUAAGGUGUUGUCAAAGUGAUGGCAGGAGGGCAGGUGGCCAGACUGGAGUGUGGAAAAGAGAUUCUAUUCACAAUGAGUAAAGGUUGAGUGGCCGGGAGCCAGAACUUCAUGCUGCAAACAGAAAUACAUAUUAAUGUGGAAGCACACACACACACACACACACACACACACACACACUCAAGCUGGAGUUUUGUCAAGAAGAAGUGAGCUUCUCAACAGUUUGCCACCUCUUUGUGUAGCUUUCAGACAAAAUGUAGCCACUUUUUAUUUGGACUGACACAAAAGCAAAAGAAUAGGAGCACGUAACUUAGAUUUUAUAUAUGUGUUUAAACAAGACAGUCCUAAUCUCAACACCUGAACAUCUCACACAGUCUGCAUCACGAGCUUAAGUCUUAGCCACAAAGUUAAUCCGGCUCAAAAUGACCUCAUUCCACACUGGUUUGUUGUAACACAAUGCUCUAUUUACUGCAGAGAAGAAAAAUCAGAUAUGUAACAUCUGCUCCAGCAAAGUUCAUGUCAAAUGUACACAGUAAAAUAAUAAUAAUAAUCUUAAUUAUGUAAAUCCUGUAUGAGAAUAAAAUAAACACUACUGAGCAGAUUUUUACAUCAUUUAUAAAUGUUGUCCUUGUUCUAUCAUUAAUUUAAACUGUGUGUAAAUCAUUACAUUAACAGUUUAUUUUUAUUUUUUGAAAAUAAAAAAAAACAUUUUCCUCCUUU